AUGAAUAUAUGCAAGAACCUCAAGCCCACCAUGAGGCAAUUGGAUGGUUUCACAAAGUAUUGUCGAGCAUCAUAUUUUGCCUUCAUACAUUCGUCCCCAAACUUCUCAGUAGAAGUUCAUACUCCAGAUCAGGAAGUAGUGAUUGCUUUAGGAAGCAAUGUGGGUGACAGACUGCAUAAUUUCAAUGAAGCUUUGCAGUUAAUGAGAAAAUCAGGCAUACACAUCACAAGACAUGGUUGUUUAUAUGAGACAGCACCAGCCUAUGUGACUGAUCAGCCUAAUUUUCUCAACUCUGCUGUUAGAGCUGUUACACAACUUGGGCCUCAUGAGUUAUUAGGAGCACUGAAGAAAAUUGAAAAAGAAAUGGGUCGUACUGACGGUAUAAGGUAUGGUCCCAGGCCAAUUGACUUGGAUAUUUUGUUCUAUGGAAAGUUAAGAGUCAGUUCUGAGAUUCUUACAGUCCCCCAUGAAAGAAUUUGGGAAAGACCGUUUGUAAUAGCCCCACUAAUGGAUUUACUGGGGUCAACUAUUGACAGUGAUACAGUUGCUUGUUGGCAUUCUUUCUCAAUGCAUUCUGGUGGGCUUUUUGAUGCCUGGGAGAAAUUGGGUGGUGAAACACUCACUGGAAAGGAAGGCCUGAAGAGGGUUUUGCCCAUUGGAAAAGGCUUGUGGGACUGGUCAACUAAAACUUCAGUCAUGGGUAUCCUUAAUCUGACCCCAGAUAGUUUUAGCGAUGGAGGAAAGUUUCAGUCUGUGGAGGCAGCAAUUUCUCAAGUUCGCUCAAUGAUUUCAGAAGGGGCAGAUAUGAUUGAUAUUGGUGCACAGUCUACGAGGCCAAUGGCUUCUAGGAUUUCAGUUCAACAAGAAUUGGAUAGACUAAUCCCUGUUUUAGAGGCAGUUGUUGGGAUGCCUGAAGCAGAGGGAAAGAUUAUAUCUGUGGAUACAUUUUAUUCAGAAGUUGCUGCAGAAGCAGUAAGCAAAGGGGCACAUAUUGUGAAUGAUGUAUCUGCUGGGCUGUUGGACUCUAACAUGUUGAGGGUUGUUGCAGGCCUUAAGGUUCCCUACAUAGCAAUGCACAUGAGGGGGGAUCCAUCUACGAUGCAGAAUAGUGAGAACCUGAAAUAUGAUAAUGUUUGUAAGCAGGUUGCUUCUGAGUUAUACUCGAGGGUGAGAGAAGCAGAAUUAAUAGGCAUCCCAGCUUGGAGGAUGAUAAUUGACCCUGGAAUUGGAUUUUCAAAGAACUGUAAUCACAAUUUGGACAUCUUGAUGGGAUUACCAAAUAUUCAAGCAGAGAUUGGGAGCGAAAGUUUGGCCAUGUCUCAUGCACCUAUACUGAUUGGACCUUCCAGAAAGAAAUUUUUAGGUGAAAUUUGUAGUCGCACCGCUGGAACUGAGAGAGAUCCUGCUACUGUUGCUUCUGUCACUGCUGCAGUUCUGGGCGGAGCAAAUAUUGUAAGAGUACAUAAUGUAAGAGAUAAUGUAGAUGCUGUAAAGGUAUGCGAUGCAAUGCUGAGACACAGGAAAUCUGUUUCUCCAAGUUAA
Molecule: messenger RNA, 1542 nt
Organism: Prunus armeniaca (apricot)
Lineage: Eukaryota; Viridiplantae; Streptophyta; Magnoliopsida; Rosales; Rosaceae
Source: the annotation of a GenBank genome assembly